Messenger RNA from Arachis duranensis, 947 nucleotides. RefSeq names its product probable glutathione S-transferase. The coding region runs from base 59 to 736 and encodes 225 amino acids. NCBI's taxonomy places the organism in Eukaryota, Viridiplantae, Streptophyta, Magnoliopsida, Fabales, Fabaceae. Gene Ontology annotation, molecular function: glutathione transferase activity. The transcript is spliced from 2 exons. The record is from RefSeq and is a predicted model, not a curated record. Gene Ontology annotation, biological process: glutathione metabolic process. Gene Ontology annotation, cellular component: cytoplasm.
UUGGCAUUUGUUAAAAGAACAAUAUUCACAAUUGUAGAAAUUAAAUCAACUAACAAACAUGGCUGAAGACUGUGGAGAAGUUCAGUUCUUUGGUGUUGGGGGAAGCCCAUAUGCAAGAAGGGUGCAAAUAGCAUUGAAACUGAAGGGAGUAAAAUACACUUACUUUGAAGAAGAUCUUAGAAACAAAAGUGAACUACUUCUCAAAUACAACCCUAUUUACAAGAAGGUGCCUGUGCUUGUCCACAAUGGAAAACCCUUAGCAGAGUCCCUUGUGAUUCUUGAAUACAUUGAUGAGACUUGGAACAAAAACCAUGCCAUUUUGCCUCAACAUCCUUAUGACAAAGCCAUGGCUCGAUUUUGGGCCAAGUUCAUUGAUGAAAAGUGCAUUCCUACAGUAGUGAAGGCUGCAUGGACUAUUCAAAAUGAAGAACGUGAGAAGGCCAUUCAAGAAGCAACUGAAGCCCUUCAAUUUAUUGAGAAUGAGCUGAAGCGUUAUAAUCACAAGUUCUUUGGUGGAGACACAAUUGGUCUUGUGGACAUUGCUGCUAGCUUCAUAGCUUAUUGGCUCCCUCUUCUUGAAGAAGCUGCGGACUUGACUUUGUUGACCGUUGACAAAUUCCCUAAUCUACAUAAGUGGAGUCAAGAAUUCACUAACCACCCUGUUGUGAAGGACAACUUACCUCCAAGAAAUGGGCUUUUGGGCUUUUACAAAGCCCGGUAUGCUGCGUUGAAGUAGAGUAAUGUCGUGACGUGAAUUAUACUCAUAAUAAAAAAUAUAAUAAGAGUAUAAGCUAAAAUGUUAUUUCGUUAUUAUAGGUUAUUAGGUUGCGAAAUUAGCCGCACUGUGAGCUCAACUGAAGACUACUUUUAUUUUAUUGUUAUAUAUGAGAAAAAAUUAUUAAUAUUGCUCAAGUGAGGGAAUGUAAUAUAGAGAAUAUUUACCUGGA